Messenger RNA from Populus trichocarpa (black cottonwood), 2618 nucleotides. Its product is annotated as serine/threonine-protein kinase RHS3. NCBI's taxonomy places the organism in Eukaryota, Viridiplantae, Streptophyta, Magnoliopsida, Malpighiales, Salicaceae. The transcript is spliced from 5 exons. The record is from RefSeq and is a predicted model, not a curated record. The coding region runs from base 566 to 2344 and encodes 592 amino acids. Gene Ontology annotation, biological process: protein phosphorylation. Gene Ontology annotation, molecular function: ATP binding; protein serine/threonine kinase activity. Gene Ontology annotation, cellular component: cytoplasm; plasma membrane; nucleus.
CCCCUUUCUUUCCUCUCCCCACGUCCUUUAGUAGUUACAAAGCUAGAAGUGCUAGCUACAAUAGAAUACUACUUCGGCGUUGUUUUCUGUUCUUUUAAAUUUGCUUUAUUUACGGGAUUUUGUUUCCCCAAAACUCUCUGAAUCUUGAAAAAGAAAAAAAAAAGAGACUAACAACAAAUCCACUCCUGCUGUGUUGAUAAUGAAUGGUGGUCCAAACAAGAUCCAACUCAUUCUCAUUUGCCUUCUUUUUUUACAUUUUAACUUUCUAACCACAACCAUUUGUUAUUUUAGAGAGUUCCCCUCUGUGUUGAUGGUGCAAUGAAAUACCAUUUUCCCUUCCAUUUUGAAGCCAUAUCCAGUCGUACACAAUGCCAUGUUUCUCUUGUUAAUGCGAUUUUGAGAUUCUGCUGCUCGCAGAAAAACUCAUGUUCUAGAUGGUAACAUUCAACCAUUGUUCCAAGAUCAGGGGCAGGGUUUUCCCCCCUCCUUUUUUCGUUGUUGUUGUCGUUGUUGCUGCUGCUGCUGAUGAUUUCCUGUAAAGGGGUGGUCUCGUGUUGCUCCAUCAAUGUCAUCUAAGCCUGCCAAAGGCCCUGACUCAUCCGAGAUGAGCAUACCACCAGAAGAAGCAGAAAGUGAAACCAAAAAGGUGGAGGGGUUUAGCAAGAGUAUCGAUGCCAAUAUAAUCUGUAACAAUCCUCUGUACCAAGAACCCAAGAAAAAGGAUCCAAUAGGAAAAUAUAGUGCAAACUCAGGUUAUGGUUCACCAAGGAAAACUGGAUUUACCAAGAUAACUGAAAAUGUAAAUUUUAAUCGUCACUUGGAUCCCAAAAAGAUGGAUCCAUUAAGCAGGCCUGUGGGAAAUGCUAGUUCUAAUCAACGUGCCCUUCCAAGCACUAGAACAUCUCCAAAAUCUCAACUUUCAACUACUUCAGCAGCAGCAGGAGCAACAACAACAGCUGCAUUGCCAGCAAACAUGAAGGCAAAUGAAGCAAAGACUUUUAGUUCCAUUACCAACCAUGCCAAUUUGAGUGGCAGAAGCUCUACUCGUGCCAACAGUUUAGAGAGCUCCGGUGGUGCCAACAAGCCCCACACAGGGGGUGAUGUCAGAUGGGACGCCAUUCAGUUGGCCACUGCCAGAGGUACAAUCGGCCUUAGCAACUUUAGGCUUCUCAAGCGCCUUGGAUAUGGUGACAUUGGUAGUGUCUAUCUUGUUGAACUUAGAGGGACUAAUGCCCAUUUUGCUAUGAAAGUAAUGGAUAAGGCUUCUCUUGCAAGUAGAAACAAGAUAUUAAGAGCGCAGACAGAGAGGGAGAUUCUUGGACUUCUUGACCACCCAUUCUUGCCCACUUUAUAUAAUUAUUUCGAAACUGACAAGUUUUACUGCAUCGUCAUGGAAUUCUGCAGUGGAGGCAAUCUUCAUUCUCUUCGGCAGAAGCAGCCUAACAAGCAUUUUACUGAGGAAGCAGCACGAUUUUAUGCAUCAGAGGUGUUGUUGGCACUUGAAUAUCUGCACAUGUUAGGCAUAGUAUACAGAGAUUUGAAGCCAGAAAAUGUUCUAGUAAGACAUGAGGGGCAUAUCAUGCUCUCAGACUUUGAUUUGUCGCUUCGUUGCUCGGUGAGUCCAACCCUUGUCAAGUCUUCAUCUUUGCAUGCAAGCAACAAUGGCAGCGGCGGUUUAGGCAUUUUGGAGGAUGAAUCUGUAGUGCAGGGUUGUAUCCAACCGUCAACAUUUUUCCCACGCAUAUUACCAGGUAAAAAGAGCCGAAAAUCCAAAUCAGACUAUGGACUCUUUGUUGGAGGGUCAAUGCCAGAAUUAAUGGCAGAGCCGACAAACGUUCGUUCGAUGUCAUUUGUUGGCACACACGAGUACUUAGCCCCAGAGAUCAUUCGCGGAGAAGGUCAUGGCAGUGCAGUGGACUGGUGGACUUUCGGCGUGUUCUUAUAUGAACUAUUGCAUGGAACAACACCCUUCAAAGGACAAGGAAAUAGAGCUACAUUAUUCAAUGUUGUUGGGCAGCCAUUGAAAUUCCCAGAAAAUCCACAGGUCAGUAUGGUGGCUCGUGAUCUGAUAAGAGGACUUCUAGUUAAAGAACCCCAUAAAAGAAUUGCAUACAAAAGGGGAGCCACAGAGAUAAAACAGCAUCCAUUUUUUGAAGGAAUGAACUGGGCUCUAGUCAGAAGUGCCCUGCCUCCACACGUACCUGAACCUGUAGACUUCUCACAAUAUGCUAGCAAAGAAGCCCCCCCAGCUGACAAGAAAACGCCAGAUAUUGGAGGUGAUAAAAAAGAUGGCAGUUCUCCUGAAAACAAGGAUGAAUCUUAUGUAGAGUUUGAAUACUUUUAGGAAUAAUUCCAUUAUAUUCUGGUUGAUCCAUAAAUUGCCAUCUUCGAGAGAAACUGAAACUGUACAAAGACAAUAUCUUGAGGGUGUGCCUAACGAGAACCAAGAUUACAUUUAUUCUUUUCUGAGUGAAGAGAAAUGAAUGUGGUGUUUUAUCCAAGUUUACCCCUUCUUUUUCUUUUUUCCCCUUUCCCUCUUCCUUGUAUCAUCUAGAGAGGGAUUCCAUUUUGUAUGAUUUUAUUUUAUUUUAAUCUUAUUAGAUGCUUUCCCAUGUCAA